UGCAAACAUCAUAAACUUUAAUGUUCACUCGGUUUCGGCUUUGGAUCUCUUUUCCAAUUUAUUUUUGUGGAAAAACCAAUUGCGGCAAAGCACACAUUACCCCCAUGUGGCUCUAGCCUUCACUGCAUCUUUCCAUCUACUUUCUCUCCUCUUUCUCUUUUUCUCUGCUCAAUUUCCUUUCACAUUUCCCGUUUUUCCUUUUUUUUUUUCCCUUCUCAGCUUCUGAAACUGAGUGUCCUUUUUCCACUUUAUGAGAUCGACCUUUUGGGGAUAAAAAGAUGGUAGCAGAGUCUUGGUUUCGUAGUCUUUGGAGAAUUCCACGGAGGCAUGAAGGAGUCUCUGAGAAGGUUGAAAUUGGAGUAUUAGCCUUUGAAGUUGCGAGCUUGAUGUCUAAGCUUGUGCAUCUAUGGCAGUGUCUGAGUGAUAAGCAGGUUAUUAGGUUGAGGGAGGAGAUCACAAGUUCUGUGGGAAUUAAGGAGCUAGUAUCCGAAGAUGAAGAUUACAUCGGACGCCUGAUAUGUGCAGAAAUGAUUGAAAAUAUUACGCAUGUGGCAAAGUCCGUGGCAAGGCUUGCAAAGAAAUGUAGUAAUCCGGGAUUGAAGGGUUUUGAACCUGUCUUCACUGAGUUGGUCCAGAUUGGUGCUGAUCCUUAUGGUUGGAUGUUUUCUUCAAAGAAGAUGGACAAGAAAGUGAAGAAGAUGGAACGUUUCAUUUCAGUGAAUGCAACUUUGUAUCAAGAGAUGGAGCUGCUCGCCGAUCUUGAGCAAACUCUAAGGAGGAUGAAAAGUGGUGAUACGGAGCAAGAGAAUUUUCUUGAAUUUCAGAAGAAGGUUAUAUGGAAGCAGCAUGAAGUGAAGAGCCUGCGGGAGAGCUCUCUUUGGAAUAGGACUUAUGAUUAUACAAUUCUCCUUUUAGUAAGAUCAAUAUUCACAAUAUUUGGUAGGAUCAAACAUGUCUUUGGAAUUGAACAAAAUGUAGAUGGUGGAGAUUCUAGGGUGAUGCAUUCAGAUUUUAUGCAUCGCAGCCAAUCAGUUUCUGCCUUAAUGCAAUCUUCAGUUCAUCCAACCGAGAAUACUAGCCUUACAAGAUUUUCUUCAGGCCCCUUUGGAAUAUUUAGCACUAAAUCAGGCCCAAUUCCUAAAGCAAAUAAACCAAAUUAUUUCCAUUCAGGGCCUCUUGGUGGCUCAACCACGAAAUCAGGCUCUAUUUCUGGAAAGAAUGGAAAUUUCAAAUUCCAUUCAGGUCCUCUUGGGAGGUCUAUAGCAAGGUCAGGACCACUCUUUGGAACGGAUAAAAUCAGCAAGAAGAUUUGGCAGACUAACAACAACCCAGCUGCUGUUAACGGAAAGAAACCGCAUUUGAAAAGCAACAGAUUGACUCAAGUGGGACCUUUUAAAGGAUGCAUGAUAGCUGCUGAUGGUGCUAACAUAAGAAAUUGUUAUGCAAGUUCAAAUGGCAUUCAUUCGGGAAUUCUGAAUGGAACCAAAGAUGGAAAUCUUAACCUUCCUGAAGGAAAUGCUGUUCAAAGUAGCUCAUCAGUGUUCAGAUCUCAAUGCAGGUUGUUGGAUGCUCCGCCUGAAACUCUUGGUGCUUCUGCUUUAGCACUGCACUAUGCAAAUGUUAUCAUUGUAAUCGAGAAGCUAGCAGCAUCUCCUCACUUGAUUGGUCAUGAUGCUAGAGAUGAUCUAUACAACAUGUUACCUGCAAGUGUGAGAGCUGCACUGAGGGUAAGGAUAAAACCUUAUGCAAAGAGCUUAGCUUCAUCAGUUUAUGAUACAGAGCUUGCAGGAGAAUGGACUGAGGCAAUGUCUUCCAUAUUAGAGUGGUUGGCACCACUAGCUCAUAACAUGAUCAGAUGGCAAUCUGAGCGGAGUUUCGAACAGCAGAACUUUUUAUCCAGGACUAAUGUGCUUCUGGUGCAGACUCUCUAUUUUGCAAACCGGGAAAAGACAGAAGCAGCAAUCACCGAGAUUCUUGUUGGUCUGAAUUAUGUCUGGAGACUCGGUAGAGAACUCAAUGCAAAGGCUCUGCAGGAAUGUGCUAGCAGUAGAAUCUUUGAUGAAUGUAUGGAUCUAGAGAAAUAAAAUUCUUUAACCUCAGUUGCAGUAUCUCCACAGAUGAAUGCUGUUAGGUUGAAUGUUUGCAAGAUUUCAUUUCGGCCAGCUAUGGAGUCUCCUUUGUUCUAUUUGCCAUCAUUGACUGAAGAUGAAGGAACGAUCCAACCUACUGUGAAAUACAGCAAAAGCAGUCUUUGUGAAUCAGAGGUAUAGUUUGAGCUUUACAAUCAUAUAUUUUAUAUUUUCUUUUGCGGAAGUGCUGGUGAUCUUUUCCUAGUUUUGAAGAUUGUUACUUUAUUGUCUUCCGCUUAUUACACUUUUCUAGUGAAGCAGUCAUCCAUGAAAUGUGUAUAUUAUUUAGCGAUACCCUUUCAAAUCAGUUGUAUAUUUACUAUAUAGGUUUAUUCAUAGAUUUAUAUGUUGUGGGUGCCUCUCUGUUGGGUGUGCUUUUAUCUGGCAAUCAACGUUUGAUGCGACAACAUCGAGUUUUGCACUCCUUGAUAACUGAAGCAGAUAUAACCAGGUUGCUUGGCCAGAAUUCGAGGUUGAAUAUCACCUUUUUCAGGGUAGCAUCUUACAGCCAGCUAUGACAUUGCAGUGAGGUUGCUUUGAUUCUUUUUGUUAAAUGAUCUCGCAUGGUACCAUUGGUAUGGGUUGCUGAAUGUAAUGUUUGGUGAAGAGCUUUUAGCAGGAUUUUGUCUGGACAAACCUUAAUAUAUAAGAGAUUGGGGAAAUCUUGCAGUCAUAUGCAAAAUUCAAUGACUGGACUGAAACUGAUGCACAUGGUAGCUGAUAAAACAUUAGCACGAUCAGCACGAUUGUAUUGCUUCAGGAAGAGAUGUUCUCAGAGAAGAUUCAUUGGUUGCUCCUUUGUUUUUCCUCUAUAUACCAUUGUUUUUCCUAGAUAUCAGUUUAUCAUAAUUCUAGUCUUCAUUAGGGCAGAUGCAACUGAUGCAUUUAACUUAAACAUCAACUGCCAUUUUUUCUGCCUUAAGUUCUUUAGACGCGCAAUAUUGGAGUAGAGAAAUGCCGAGUGUAAAAAGUAUUAGUCCGCACUCCGCAUAGUUGGAAACCCGAAGGGUGCAUCGGCCUUAAGCGUCGUCGAUCCUAAAAUUGGUCCAUGAUUGAAAUUUUUCACAACUGACCCUGCGGUCUUAACUUCAAGAUCAGCCGCACGGACCGGACCAAAAUCAUGGGUUGUUUGAUGAAUGCGUGA
This is a messenger RNA of Durio zibethinus, 3273 nucleotides long. RefSeq names its product type-1 restriction enzyme mjaxp r protein (DUF668). The record is from RefSeq and is a predicted model, not a curated record. Gene Ontology annotation, biological process: positive regulation of growth. Lineage: Eukaryota; Viridiplantae; Streptophyta; Magnoliopsida; Malvales; Malvaceae.